UAAUGCCACUGUCAAGUGUCAACGAGUGAAGACUUAACGCCAAAGCAAAGGUUCGGAUUGGUGGAGUCAAUCGUGGGUCCCACUCCGAACCAAAGACAUAGAGAUGUUGUUCUUACAAGAGUUUAGGUUCGGAUAACCGAACCAACGAGAGUGUUUUCCCGCUUUCUCUCUCAUUCUCUGACUACCUUACUCACUUGCUCAAGCAAACCGCGACAGCAUAAAUACUCAAACUCGCUUUCAAAACGAGCCUUUCUCUUUUUGAUUAUCUCUCUAUCUAUCUAUGAUCAUUUCUUCUUUGUGUCUUAGAUUCUGAUUCUUGAUUGGUUUCUCCAUUUUUGGCAAGUUGUUUCUUGAAUUGCAAUAAUGGCUAGCUGGGUUAUUGACAUUGGAGGACUUGCAAAGAAAGUGAAGAAUAAUACACUGCCAUUAGCUGAUCAAAUCAAUGACUGUGGAGCAUAUUGUGAAUGUCCAAUAUGUCAUUAUCACAUUGAUAACAUUGAUGUUUCUCCUGAGUGGCCAGGCUUUCCGGCCGGCGUGAAGUUUGAUCCUUCCGACGUAGAACUGUUGGAACAUUUGGCAGCAAAAUGUUGUGUUGGAAACAAAGUGCCUCAUGCCUUUAUCCAAGAUUUCAUCCCAACACUAGAAGGAGACCAAGGAAUAUGCUACACACAUCCAGAAAAUCUUCCAGGUGCUAAGAAAGAUGGGGCCAGUGUUCAUUUCUUUCACAAAACAACUAAUGCAUAUGCUACCGGACAACGAAAGCGUCGAAAGAUUAAUCAUCAACUAGGCCUAAGUGAGGAGCAUGUUCGCUGGCAUAAGACCGGUAAGACCAAAGCUGUAACAGAAAAUGGAGUACACAAGGGCUUCAAGAAGAUCAUGGUUCUUUACAUAAGGCCUAAAAGAGGUGCAAAGCCGAAUAAAUCGAAAUGGGUGAUGCAUCAGUACCAUCUAGGGAAUGAUGAAGGUGAGAAGGAAGGUGAAUAUGUGGUUUCAAAGAUUUUCUAUCAGCAGAAGAAGAAAACUAAGAAGAAUAAGCUGAAUCCAUUGGUGGCUGAAGAUUCUGUCAUGGCAUUACAAGCAAGUCCAAGAACACCGAAUCCAAAUCCACCAAAACGGCCUCGGACAGGAAAAUCUGUUGACUGUGAUGACAAUUUUGAUGAAACUGACCUUAUGCUAUUCACUCAGGAUGGAAAGCCUACUAUUCAUGGAGAAUCUCUUGCCCCACCACCAUCUGAAGUUCAUGGUGAUGAAAAUAAUGGAGGCUUUAACAACACUGCAUUGUUAUCUGUUGAAACACAACCUGUUGAAAACUCUGACUUUAUUGGAUUGGAUGAUAUCUUACUAUGCAAGGAACAGACAUUAGAUUCUUCUUCUGCUUACCUAAAUGAUUCUGGUUUGAAGUCCAACAAUCUGAAAGGCUUUGCUUGCAAUGCAAAUGGAAAUGCAGCUGAAUUGUUUGGGGAUGUGAAUGAUUGUUAUGGAAUUUCAGUGCUGGAUAACCUGGGACUGGACAGUCCUCCUGAUUUUGAUCUUUCUAAUUUGCAAUUUUGUUCUCAAGACAAUAUCAUUGACCUUCAAUGGCUGGACAUACCAUAAUGUAUUUGCUGAACCAAGUUGUAUUUGACACCAAUGCUAAUCCCAGAAGAGAUAUCAUCAUAUAGUUGAAUCAUUUAGCUUAAGUAGGUGUAAGGUUUUUCUAUAUGUGAACUGUUUCACUCUACCAUGUUGUAUUGUGAGAAGUAUUGUCAUUGUUUGUCUGAGUUUAGAAUUUAGAAUUUAGAACGUAUUGUUGUGAUGAAAUAUUUUAACUAGUAAAUAAAUUGUUGUUUAAUUGUAAUAUGAUAGUUCAUAUUGU
This is a messenger RNA of Arachis ipaensis, 1855 nucleotides long. RefSeq names its product SUPPRESSOR OF GAMMA RESPONSE 1. NCBI's taxonomy places the organism in Eukaryota, Viridiplantae, Streptophyta, Magnoliopsida, Fabales, Fabaceae. Gene Ontology annotation, cellular component: nucleus. Gene Ontology annotation, biological process: regulation of DNA-templated transcription. The record is from RefSeq and is a predicted model, not a curated record. Gene Ontology annotation, molecular function: transcription cis-regulatory region binding; DNA-binding transcription factor activity.